AAGAUAGACUAUUUAACAGCCUGUCAUUUCUCCGAUCUUUCUGCUGACCAUAUUAGAUUAGGAUUUCCUGCACAAUGGGUCAACAGAGGCUACUAUGCUUCACAAAAUACCACAGACGAGGACCUAAUCGAGUUCGAGGCCGGAGUGAUCAUACUAGACCCGGUCAGUACUUGGAUUAAUGACGAAGUGGACAUCGCUAUCCUGCUCAAUGGUACUCAAGACUGGGCGUCAACCAUUUCCUUGGCUGCAAAUAAAUCGAUUUCGAAUAUCUCCAAAGUUCACCUUAACGGUACAUCAUCACGUGAGUUAUUUCCAAAUAGUGCAACAUCACUGGUAAUGACGAUUUCUACACUAAAAGAUAGCGCAGAUAUAAUAACCAUCAAUGUUUCCACCCACGAAAUAACCACAACAAACGAACCAGCCCUGAUGAUUGACACAAUCAGAGUCCACGAAAUAGGUGCGAAUUUUCUUUGCACCAACUUUACAGUGACAUACAAUCAUACUCCAGUUUCUUCAAUUCAGAAUUUAGCUAUUGUAACUUUACAUUACAUAAAUAUUGGCAAAGACGAGACUUCAAACAAUAUAAUGUUUGAGAUUGACAUCAAAAUCGAUACCAGUAAAGCGAAAUUAGGAGACACCCAUGUUGUAUCCGCAGUCCUUGGUGAAUCUGUGUCGGAGUACAACAUCUCAUUUAACAGUCCGGAAGUUUGGGGAGAUGAUAACGGGACCAUUAUGUCACAGCUUAAUGAAAUCUUCGACGGUAAUCAUACUACAUGUCUACACUUACCCGUGCAGGGAGCCGUUCCUCCGUUUCUGUGGAUGAGGAUUUAUACAUCAUGGCUUAAUAUUUCGUCUACAGAGUAUACUGUAACGGUUGUAGGCAUGCGAAUAUCAUGUGCACAGCAUGGGCAAAGGAUUCUACAGGUAUCCUUCCCAACGACAAAUUCAAAAGAAGGAUUUCACGGAGGCGUAACUUUCUGCAUAUUCAUUGUUGAAGAUGUCAUACCACAUGGCAAUUUAACGAAGUGUGUUUACAAAUGCCAAUGUAAAAAUAGCUCCGAAUGUCAAGAAAUGAUUUUAUUUAUGGCAAAGCAAGACGACAUUUUAGAGUGGAGUUUAUGUGAAUUAAGUGCUCGUAAGACACAUUAACCCGUUAACAUAUCAACAUUAAAGAGUGCAUAUCAAGAUACGUCGACCUCAAUCCCUUGUCUCAAAACUAGAGAUUAGAAUUUAACCACUUCUGUGGAGGGAUAUCGGCAAACGUCUCUCUCUCUCUCUCUCUCUCUCUCUCUCUCUCUCUC
Ostrea edulis (European flat oyster) is the source of this 1301-nucleotide messenger RNA. RefSeq lists its product as uncharacterized. The record is from RefSeq and is a predicted model, not a curated record. The coding region runs from base 337 to 1149 and encodes 270 amino acids. Lineage: Eukaryota; Metazoa; Mollusca; Bivalvia; Ostreida; Ostreidae. The transcript has 4 exons.